AUGCCUCAUGGUCAAAAGAGCCAGCACUCCAAGGUUGAGGGAAGCCCUCAAGCCCAAAGAGAGGCUUCAGACCUGAUGGGUAUGCUGGUCCCCAUGGCUGAGGAGGGGGAGGAGGUAGCAGUGAAUCUGAUCCCAGCCACCCUAAUGGAGGUGCCUGCUGCUGGGACACCACAUUGUCUCCAGAGUCCUCAGAGAGCCUCCUCUCCCCCUACUGCCAUGGUCUCCACUCAGGAGAGCCAAUUCAGUCAGGGCUCCAGAAGUCAAGAAAGGGAAGGUCUGUUCCCACGACACAACCUGGUAGAUAUUGUGUCCUUGCUGCAUGAUGCACUAGCUUUGGUGCCCUUUCUACUCCUCAAGUAUCAAAUGAAGGAGCUGACCACCAAGGAAGAAAUGGUUAAUCUUGUCAUUGAAUGUCACCAGGAUUACUUCCCUGAAGUCUUCAGCAGAGCCUGUCAGUGCAUGCAGCUGGUCUUUGGCAUUGAGGUGAAGGAAGUGGAUCCUGACCACUCCUAUGUCCUUGUCCCUGCUGCAGGAAUCACAUAUGAUGGGAUGCUUAGUGAUGCACAGGGCAUGCCCAAAACAGGCCUCCUGAUAAUCAUCCUGUGGAUCAUUUUCUUGGAGGGCAACCAUGCCACUGAAGAGGUCAUUUGGGAAACACUGAGUGUGAUGGGGCACUACAUAUAUGGGAAUUCAAGAAAGCUUGUCACUGAAAAUUUUGUGCAGGAACAGUACCUGGAGUAUCGGCAGGUGCCCAACAGCGAUCCUGCUCGCUAUGAGUUCCUGUGGGGCCCAAGAGCCCAUGCUGAAACCAGCAAGAUGGAAGUCCUGAAACACUGGGCCCAGUUCAGUGGGAGUGAUCCCAGAUCCUUCCCACUCCUGUAUGAAGAGGCUUUGAGAGAGGAAAAAGAGGGUGUUUAAGCAUGAGGUAAAGUGAGGCUACUAAAGGUGAAUGGGGCUUAGAUGACCUUCUAGGGCAAACACUCCAGGGUCACAUUCAGUAGCCUCUCCUGCCCCACAUGAAAUGACGCCCCUUUUUCACUUUAUAUUUAGAGUGAAAUAUAAGCCUUCUGCUUAGUGGAGCACUACAG
Molecule: messenger RNA, 1088 nt
Organism: Castor canadensis (American beaver)
Lineage: Eukaryota; Metazoa; Chordata; Mammalia; Rodentia; Castoridae
Source: RefSeq, a predicted model, not a curated record